Miscanthus lutarioriparius is the source of this 2568-nucleotide messenger RNA. The record is from the annotation of a GenBank genome assembly. Lineage: Eukaryota; Viridiplantae; Streptophyta; Magnoliopsida; Poales; Poaceae.
AUGGGGCCCGGGCAGCCGGUGGGCGGCGCGGCGGCGUCGCUGCUCCGGACGAACUCUUCCCUGCUCAGUGGCGGUGGCCAGCCAGGGAUGAUGGGCGGCGGAGGUGGUGGUGGUGGUGGUGGCGGCGGCGGCACGCUUUCUUCACAGUCGCCCUUCUCCUCCCUUGUCUCCCCGCGCACGCAGUUUGGUGGUAAUGGUCUGCUUGGAGGCGCCUCGAAUGUCUCCUCGCUGCUGAACCGGCCGCCGUUCGGGAACGUUGGCCCUAUGCCGGGUCCAGUGUCGAUGCAGGGUGGUGGGAUGCAGAUGAGUACGCUCCAGCAGAGAGCUGGGCUGGAUGGUGCCGGCGAUUUCAUUGGCGCGGGAGGGUCGGAUCCUCUGUCGUUCCCGUCUUCCUCACAGGUCAAUUUGGGCAAUCAGAUGGGGUCAGAUAAUCUGCAGGCGAUUUCGCAGCAGCAGCAGCAGAUGGAUGCAGUGCAUGAUAUGCAGCAGCAGCAGCUACCAAUGUCUUACAACCAGCAACAGUUGCCACCACAACAUUCACAGCAGCUCCAGCAGCCACAGGCUACCGUGAAGUUGGAGAAUGGAGGAAGCAUGGUUAGCAUCAAGUCAGAGCAGCAGAUGGGGCAACCUGACCAGAAUGGUCCUGCCCAGAUGAUGCGAAGUGCUAGUGUGAAACUUGAGCCACAACAGCUGCAAGCCCAGAUGAUGAGGAGUUUAAGUUCAGUCAAGAUGGAGCAACAGACUUCAGAUUCAUCAGCAUUCUUGCAGCAGCAGCAACAGCAGCAGCAGCAACAACAACGUCAUUUGUUGCAGCUGACAAAGCAGAUUCGAAAUUGUCCAGACCUUGUAUCAAUGGGUGGACCAAACACAAUUGCAAACCCUCAAGCUGCUGCAGCUGCUCAACUGACCCUCUUGCAGCAGCAACGGAUCCUGCAUAUGCAACAGCAGCAUCAGCAGCAGCAGCAGCAACAACAACAGAUUCUUAAGAACUUGCCGUUGCAGAGAAACCAGUUGCAGCAACAGCAACAGCAGCAUCAACAACAGCAGCAACAGCAGCAGCUACUUCGUCAACAGAGUCUAAACAUGAGAACUCCAGGAAAGUCGCCUCCUUAUGAGCCAGGAACCUGUGCAAAGAGAUUGACUCAUUACAUGUAUCAUCAACAAAACAGACCGCAAGAUAACAAUAUUGAGUACUGGAGAAACUUUGUCAAUGAGUAUUUCGCUCCAAAUGCUAAAAAGAGGUGGUGUGUCUCGCUUUAUGGAAGUGGUCGUCAAACUACUGGAGUUUUCCCUCAGGAUGUAUGGCACUGUGAGAUUUGUAAUCGGAAACCUGGCCGUGGUUUUGAAACAACGGUUGAGGUACUACCGCGAUUAUGCCAAAUUAAAUACGCCAGUGGUACACUGGAAGAACUUUUGUACAUCGACAUGCCUCGUGAGUCCCAGAAUACGUCAGGCCAGAUUAUUUUGGACUACACGAAAGCAAUCCAAGAAAGUGUCUUUGAACAAUUGCGUGUUGUGCGAGAGGGGCAUCUAAGGAUAGUUUUUAAUCCAGACCUUAAGAUAGCAUCUUGGGAGUUUUGUGCUAGGCGUCAUGAAGAACUUAUUCCACGGAGAUCUAUAAUACCACAGGUUAGUAACCUUGGCGCGGUUGUACAAAAGUACCAGGCUGCCGCACAAAACUCAACGAGUUUGUCUGCUCAGGACAUGCAGAAUAAUUGCAACUCGUUUGUUGCAUGUGCCCGACAAUUGGCCAAAGCACUGGAGGUUCCUUUAGUAAAUGAUUUAGGGUACACAAAACGAUAUGUUCGCUGCCUUCAGAUUGCUGAGGUCGUAAAUUGUAUGAAGGAUUUGAUUGAUCACAGCAGGCAGACUGGAUCUGGACCCAUUGAUAGCCUGCAUAAUUUUCCUCGGAGGACUCCUUCAGGGGUCAGCACCCUUCAACCACAGCAGCAGCAAACUGAGGAGCAGCAGGCCAUUCCCCAGAGUUCAAACCAGAGUGGUCAAAAUUCUGCUCCUAUGGCUGCUGUGCAGCCUUCUGCCUCUGCCAAUGGUGAUGUGACAUCAAAUAAUUCUCUCAGUUGUGCACCUUCUACAUCUGCACCAUCACCGUCAGUUGUUGGGCUCUUGCAAAAUUCAAUGAAUUCUAGACAAGAUCAUCCAAUGAGCAGCACUAAUGGUGGCCCAUAUAAUGGAGGCAAUGUGGCUAUUCCGAAGAUGAAUGGUGUUGGCCACUCGGGGAAUGAUAUGAAGACACCAAAUGGACUAACCCAUGGUGUCAAUGGGGUUAAUUGCUUAGUUGGCAAUGCUGUCACGAAUAACUCAGGGAUGGGAGGAAUGGGAUUUGGCGCCAUGAGUGGGUUUGGUCAUGGGAUGAGAACGGCAUUGACAAACAAUGCGAUGGCAAUGGGUGCAAGGAUGGGAAUGAAUCAGGGUGGACAUGACCUAUCGCAAUUGGGUCAGUUACACCAGCAUCAGCAGCAGCAUGACAUAGGAAACCAGCUGUUUGGUGGAUUUAGAUCAGCAAACAGCUUCAGUAACAUUCAAUAUGACUGGAAACCCUCACAAUAG